Molecule: messenger RNA, 2672 nt
Organism: Neolamprologus brichardi
Lineage: Eukaryota; Metazoa; Chordata; Actinopteri; Cichliformes; Cichlidae
Gene: nabp1a
Product: nucleic acid binding protein 1a
Biological process (GO): response to ionizing radiation; mitotic G2/M transition checkpoint; double-strand break repair via homologous recombination
Cellular component (GO): SOSS complex
Molecular function (GO): DNA binding
Source: RefSeq, a predicted model, not a curated record
CCGGCAGUACAGCUGACGUAGUUUUUGGGGCAUUGUUCAAGAAGGUUAAACCGUGUAGUUUGCAGUGUGUACAGUUUUUUAAAAAUAGCGUUUUGGGGGCCGUAGUAUUUAGGGAUUAAUACCUCGGACAUAUAACAAUAAGUGUUUUUCGAACAACAGCAACGUUACUGGGGAUACAGAUAGUUAAAAAUAGACACACUAGUCGUAUAACAAAGCAUUUGGCCAGACUGCGCGCUAACAAGGCUAACAGUUCUUUAUACUUACAAAAGGCACACAAAGGAAAUGCGGUCGAUUAGUUUAAAAGCAUUAAAAAGAAGUGUCUAAAUGAUCGAGUGAAUCUACUAAAAAGGCUAGAAGUACAGGCAGCACAUUAAGCUGUGAUGUAGCUUGCAGUCAGUGGAGUGGUAUUUGUUAAAACAGGAACCUCAGAUUGAACCAGCGAUUCUGGAUUUGUCAGCCUAUUGGUAUCUGAUUUCGAAACAUCGUUUUGAGUACUUGACAGCUACUUUGCAACGGAUUCUACGUUAGCUAAUUUUAUGAGAAGAAUGAAGCUGACAUUAUGGCGAUAAUCGCGAAAAACGAGAUAUCCAGACACACGUAUUCUGAAACUAAAAUAAGGUAGCUAACUGGGAGCUAGCAAACAUUUAGCGAAUUGUUCCUUAGCGGAGCUAUCUUGUCACCCUGCUAGUGUCAGUUAGCUGUGAAGAGUAUAGUUGUCCUUCACCACUGUCACAAGCGUUUGUGUUAAGUUUAACGUGGGUUAUCUAACACGCUGGUUCCCUGUGUUUUAUGUUAUAAACAGUUAAGAUACGUGUUAGAAGUAGUAAGGCUGGCAGGCUAACUAGUUAGCUAAGCUGAAGCUAACGGUUUUAGCUCCCCAUUACAUAGUAACGACAGUUAUAGCUGCUGAGUUUGAGUGACAGGAAGAGAGACAUCAGUGGGGUUUUUUUCCACCCUCGACACAAAUAAUGGCAGCACCAACAAACGAGGCCUUGUUUUUGAUAAAGGAUGUGAAGCCUGGUUCGAAAAAUUUGAAUAUCGUGUUCAUCGUUUUGGAAAUAGGUCGAGUAACCAAAACGAAAGAUGGCCAUGAGGUGCGCUCAUGCAAGGUGGCAGACAAGAGCGGUAGCAUAGCUAUCUCCGUUUGGGAUGAACUCGGCAGCCUUAUUCAGCCAGGGGACAUCAUCAAGCUAACCAGAGGCUAUGCAUCUAUAUGGAAAGGCUGCCUGACCUUAUACACUGGAAGAGGAGGAGAUCUACAGAAGAUUGGAGAAUUCUGUAUGGUGUAUUCAGAAGUGCCCAACUUCAGUGAACCAAACCCAGAGCUGCUAGCCCAAGCAAACCAGCAAAACAAGUCUGGGAAGCCUGACCAGAAUCAGAGGGGGAACUCCCCACCCAAUCAGAAUUCAGGUACAUCUGCCCCACCAGGUAACGGUGCCAUGCCGCCAUAUGCCAACAAUAAUCAACCACCUGGUGCACCCCGUGACCCCACGUUUGGGAACGUCGGGCGGCCCAAUGGACGGUCGCCUGGCAACGGUGCCCCUUCGGUUACUGCUGCUGGAGCCCCACCAGCUACAAAGUCCUCAGUUACAAUUAGCAACGGCAGGGACCCACGACGUGCCAAAAGAUGAAAUUGGGGGUUAGAAGGUGCAGGGGAGGGUGGUAUGUGAGAAAUCUAUGGACGUCCCCAUUUACCCCCCUCUUACAGCUUUCCGACCUGUCUGCCCCGUCUUCAUCACAGCCUGUGUUGGCUAUAAAAAAAACAAACAAAACAAAACAACUGACUACUUGCAGAAUUUCUUUCUUUUUUAAUCCAGGCUAACAUGAUCAGAUGUGUCGUCUGUCAUCCGUAGUGCUCUCAUAAGCAGCACAGUGUGAUUAUGAUCUACCACUUUAUGCGUUUUCAGGGCUUCUUAGAUAGUCGCGACCUGGUGUGGCUGAGGUGUGGGUAGCUUCUCAGUCUGCACCCUUCUUCUUCAAGUUGCCAGUUCUGUGCCAGUGUUACCCCCAAAUCCCAAACAAACACCAACCUGAACCCUUGCCCUCUUCAUGUUCUUUAAAACUAUACACCCUACUUGAACACUUGAUGCACUUUCUUCUCUUAAUUUAUGUCGAGGCUUAGCUGUCAUUUAAUUCAGGAAAUCAGUUUCUGCUUUAUUUAGUUUUUUUAGAGGGAAAAAAAGGCCUUAAGUUGUGAAAAUAAGUAGUUGAACUGACUGCCCACGUGAAACUCUUCAAACCAAACUGUUUUCUGAAGUGACUGUGUGAAAGGAAAGGUGUUAGUUUCGAGUUUUAAUUAUUGGUAGGUAGACUGAUAGUGAACGGUUUCUUUUUUUUCUUUUCAAUAAGACAUGUUUUGUUGUUUUCUUUCUUUCUCUUUUUUUUUUUUCUUUGUUGGCCAUCAACUGUACCUUUAGGGACCACUUAAAUACUGGCAAAAACAGUUCACCAAAUAAAUUUUAGAGCAAUUUUCUGUCACAUUUGCUUUUCUGUAGUCUGUUUGAGAGCUUGAGUUACUGCUACUGUCGCUGAUAUAUUCUUACACUGCAGUUUAAAGCCUACAUGAGAAGUGUUCAGGGGCCUGAAAGCACAUCACCCCAAAAGACUCAUCGUCCUGUAAACAUGCUGCCACCUUUAUUAAAGCUCCACACUGCCACCAACUGCAAAACAAA